Molecule: messenger RNA, 450 nt
Organism: Grammomys surdaster
Lineage: Eukaryota; Metazoa; Chordata; Mammalia; Rodentia; Muridae
Product: exocrine gland-secreted peptide 1-like
Exons: 2
Coding region: 1-450 (149 amino acids)
Molecular function (GO): pheromone activity
Source: RefSeq, a predicted model, not a curated record
AUGGCUCCUUUACGAGUGACGUUAUUUCUCAUAACUCUGCUGCUGCCAUCAAUACACACUGAAGAAAGUGUACUGACAGAGACUCAAAAAGACUCUACCACAUCUUCUAAUCGUAAGACAAAUCACAAGGCUGUCUUGGAUAAGACUGACCACCAAGGUGAUGGAAAUAUACAGGACCCUGAGAAGGUAUUCUCUGCCUCAAAGCAAGAUAAAACAUUAUUUGAAGACUUUGCCAAUGGUAACCAACAUGAGUUAAACCCAUCUAAAAACAAGAUGUCCCGGAGCAACUAUUGUACUCAAAAGAGUACAGUAAACUUCAAUCACAUUGACAAUAGGCUUCAAGGGACCAGAGUUAGGCACCAAAGAGACAAUUUUAAAUACAAAGGCAUCCUUGAUCUAGAUGAAAUUUUGUAUUUAGCGAUAAAGAGAUUGGCUUCCCUAAGAAUUUAA